Molecule: messenger RNA, 1017 nt
Organism: Penaeus indicus
Lineage: Eukaryota; Metazoa; Arthropoda; Malacostraca; Decapoda; Penaeidae
Product: lachesin-like
Exons: 8
Coding region: 1-1017 (338 amino acids)
Biological process (GO): synapse organization
Cellular component (GO): neuron projection membrane
Source: RefSeq, a predicted model, not a curated record
AUGACGACCAGGGGCGCCAACCCUCCCGAAGUGACGCCUCUGUUGCGCCAAAACAACAGUGAGAUCGUCGCACAGGUUGGCAGCACUGCGAACUUCAGGUGUUACACGCAGACUAUCGGAGACGAGAUCGUCUCUUGGCUGAAGAAGGACGAGGAUCACCUGUUAACAGCUGGAGGCCAAGUUUAUUCCUCCGAGGGCAAGUAUUCGGUGUCCCAUGCAAGACAUCUCAAGUUAUGGGAGCUGUCAGUGAGAGAUGUGCGGUUCUCCGACGCAGGUUUGUAUGAGUGUCAGCUGACUACGCACCCGCCUACGUCCACUUUCUUCACGCUCAAGGUGGUUGAGGCGCGCGCCGUGAUCCAGGGCGAGCCCGACCUGCACGUGCACACGGGCGUGCGUCUGCGACUGCACUGCACGGUGGAACACGCCACGGAGCCGCCCGUGUACAUCUUCUGGUUCCACAACGGCAGCAUGAUCAACUACACCCCCCGGCGCCGCUUCAAGGUCAUGGAGCACAACUUCGGAAGUUCGCUCGUCAUCACCAACGUCACCUGGGAGGACGCCGGGGACUACCGCUGCGAGCCGUACCUGGCCAUCCCCACCAACGUCACACUGCACGUCGUCGCAGGAGAGAAACACGCCGCCUUGCACAACGGCCAGAACGAUGACGUCAUCGGCGAGGAAGGCGUGGCCGGCCGAGGCUCCGCCCACUUCUCCGGCGACCUGCUCCUGUGCGCCUCCUUCGCCGCCCUCGUCUGCUGGAAAUUACCCUCAUCCGUGGCCAGAGCGAACAGAAAACGAGAUCUUGGUCUUCGCGUUUUAGGGGAAACUCUCCAAAUCACGAUAUCUUCCUUCGAUCACAUCCUCUCGGAGAUGACUUUCCAUUAUCUAACGGCCGCCGAUAUGUCCGUCGACGGCGUUCUCCGGCCGGCCAGCAAGCGCGGCGAAUCCGUCCGCCAAGCACUGCCGAGAGAAAUUCAACGUGCCGACGCAGGGCUAGUCUUGGGCCCCGACCCCUGA